AUGUCGAUUAACGCCUCUCUUCACGUAGGAAACGGUAUUGCUUGUCGUUUCUAUAACCACGAAGGCUGUAUCAAGGGCGACAAGUGCGCCUACUCGCAUUCUGCCGACUCUGAUAGUAUACAGGAUUCGCGGGGGAAGAACGUCUGCUUGCAAUUUCUCAAAGGCUACUGCCGAUUCGGCGACUAUAAGUGCCGUUACUCUCACUCACGCAACCACCUCACGCAGGAGGACAUAGACUCCGCCUCCGCCACUCCCGCAGCCUCAGAAAAGGUUACACCUGAGGCCUCCAAGGUCUCCUCCGAUGUGCCCGAGAAGAAGUCAAAGAAAAAAGGGAAGAAAACCUCCAGUGGCAAAACCCACGCCCCUCGGACGGCGAAUCGCUUCCGCCAAGACUUUGGGGGUGACCUCGAUUGGGAUUUCGAAAAUGAAAUGGAAGAGAGGAUGAACAAUAACGGAUUCACUGACGAUGAAGUGCAGGAGUUGUUGUGCCAGGGUGUCAAGCCAUGGGACGAUGAUGCUAGGGAUGUCCUCAACUUCCUGUACAGCUGCUCUUAG
This is a messenger RNA of Desarmillaria tabescens, 555 nucleotides long. RefSeq lists its product as uncharacterized. The transcript has 3 exons. NCBI's taxonomy places the organism in Eukaryota, Fungi, Basidiomycota, Agaricomycetes, Agaricales, Physalacriaceae. The coding region runs from base 1 to 555 and encodes 184 amino acids. Gene Ontology annotation, molecular function: metal ion binding; ubiquitin protein ligase activity. Gene Ontology annotation, biological process: protein polyubiquitination. The record is from RefSeq and is a predicted model, not a curated record.